Molecule: messenger RNA, 2347 nt
Organism: Girardinichthys multiradiatus
Lineage: Eukaryota; Metazoa; Chordata; Actinopteri; Cyprinodontiformes; Goodeidae
Product: CDP-diacylglycerol--glycerol-3-phosphate 3-phosphatidyltransferase, mitochondrial
Exons: 9
Coding region: 36-1607 (523 amino acids)
Biological process (GO): cardiolipin biosynthetic process
Cellular component (GO): mitochondrion
Molecular function (GO): CDP-diacylglycerol-glycerol-3-phosphate 3-phosphatidyltransferase activity
Source: RefSeq, a predicted model, not a curated record
CGAUAAAGUUUUUGAAAUACCUCGGCGCAGCAGCAAUGGCGGCUCCCAUGACCUGGAGGAGCCUGGUGCAUUCGGUGUACUCCCCGGCCAUCGCCGGCGUUUUCAGCCGGAUAUCCGACCGGUUGUUCCGCGCUCAGGACAGAAGGAGAGGGUCAGCUGUGCUGCUGCUGGCUCCGCUGCUCGCUGAAACCGAGCCAGCUCCACGCCAUGUUUCCAGGCCCACCGGGUCAGCCGGAGUUCAGGGUUCGGAUGGUCUUUGCACCCACUUCCGAUGGAUGGCAGAGCAAGUACCUGCCUUCCUGGUGCCGGGGGCUCACGUCAAGAUCCUGACGUCACCAGACCAGUUUUACCAGGCAAUGAAGGCCCGCAUCAGAACUGCACAGAGGCGAGUGGUGAUGGCUUCCUUGUAUCUGGGAACAGGACAGCUAGAGCAGGAACUGGUGGACUGCAUGGAGGAAGCUCUUCAACAUUCAAAGGAAAACAGUCGCUCUCCUGACCUCAAAGUCUCCGUACUACUGGACUACACGCGCGGAUCAAGAGGUCAGAUUAACUCAAGGACCAUGUUGCUGCCUCUGCUGCAGCGCUUCGCUUCUCAAAUGCGGGUAUCUUUGUACCACACUCCGGACCUGAGAGGCCUGCUGCGACUUCUGGUGCCGCAGCGCUUCAACGAGACCAUUGGGGUCCAGCACAUCAAAGUUUACCUGUUUGACGACAGCAUUAUCAUCAGCGGGGCCAACCUGAGCGACUCGUACUUCACCAACAGGCAGGACCGCUACGUGCUCCUGGAGAACUGCGGGGAGGUGGCGGACUUCUUCUCCAACCUGGCGGAGGCCGUGGGAGACAUCUCCCUGCAGCUUCAGCCAGACAACUCGGUCACCAUGCUGGAGGGCAUGGUACACCCGUACAAAGGAAAUCGGCAAGAAUUCUCGGCAGUGGCGAGGAAGCGCAUUAUGGAGGUCGUCAGCUCGGCCCGCGCGAGACGGCAGCUGCUGCAGCAACACUCCAAGGGAGAAGAGGGCAUGAGCGAGGGUGAGGAGGACACCUGGGUGUUCCCCCUGGUGCAGAUGAAACCUCUGGGCAUCCAGGUGGAUGAGCAGGUCACACAGCGCCUGCUGACAGACGCCGGGCCGGACUCCACUGUGUAUCUAACAUCAGGUUACUUUAACCUGACCCGGGCUUACAUGCGGCUGGUGCUUGGGACCGGAGCCAGCUACCGCAUCCUGACCGCCUCCCCUGAGGUCAACGGGUUCUUUGGGGCCAAAGGCGUCGCUGGAGCGAUUCCUGCAGCUUACAUCCACAUCGCCAGGCAGUUUUACAACCAAGUGUGCCAGCUGGGCCAGCAGGAGAGGGUGCAUCUGCACGAGUACCACAGGCCACAGUGGACAUUUCAUGCUAAAGGUGAUUCUUUUUUUGGUACGGACUCGAAGGUUUUGAGUCAAGGUCGGCCCCGGUCCUGCAGAGAAGAAGCUCUGAAACAGUACGAGCACCAUCUGCACGCUGAGCGUCGACAUCACCUCAUCAGUGUCAAGUGGGUGAAUGUUGAAAACCUGUCUAAGCUCUUCACCCCUCAUCCAUUUAUAAACUAUGGAUUUCUGCAUUUGUCCUAACUAGAAACAUUUCCAACAGAGAAGGCUACUGAUCAUCUUCCCAUACCUCCACAAGUAACGGUGUUGCAUGCGUUCAAGCUAAACAAAGACUUUAAUGUGUGAGACUUAAUGAAGGCUGACGGGAAGCAGAAGGGUGGGGUGAAGCGCUGCAGUCUCUGGAGGAGCCCUAAUAACAGCUCUCAUGGCUUGUUUACAGCUUUGCCCAGAGAAACGUGUACAGUUAUGUUUGUAAAUUAAAGGAUCUGCUGAGUUUUUUUUUUUUUUAAAGUUACUCAAAAUGUUUGUCUCAUUUUGUCGGGAGAAGAGUUGAAUCUAACGCUUUAUGUGCAAAAUGUAAUUUAAGCUAUAAAGAUCAUUGUUUGCUGGUUCAAAUUACCAAAAGUGAUGAAAAGAUUAUCUGGUGAAAAAUGAUUUUUCCCCUGGUACUAAAAUGCCAAAUCUUAAAUACAGUGACUGAUAAUUUUACAUGUCUAUCAGCUUCAACAGAUUAAAUGACUUUGCUGCUUUAGUUGCUGACCGUUGAACCCUACUAACAUCACUACUUGGUUUCUAUUUGUUUCUCUAUAAAGAGCAGAGUGGCUAAAAUGGAUCAAAUUUUGCAGAAUUAACAACUUGAAAUGUAAUAAUAAAUUUAUCCAGUGUGGUCAAUGUACAAAUAUCAAAGUAAAAUUUUAUUUUAGCUGCGCCAGGAGAAAAUGUUGCAUUUCUGUUUUAAAUAAAAGCAAUAUGAUUGUGUUGAA